Molecule: messenger RNA, 672 nt
Organism: Penicillium roqueforti
Lineage: Eukaryota; Fungi; Ascomycota; Eurotiomycetes; Eurotiales; Aspergillaceae
Product: CIA30 family protein
Exons: 2
Coding region: 1-672 (223 amino acids)
Biological process (GO): NADH dehydrogenase complex assembly
Source: RefSeq, a predicted model, not a curated record
AUGGAGUACCCUACCAAUAACCAAAUAAUUUUCGGGCCAGAUUGGGACCUCAGUCGCUGGACCUCCUCCGAUGACCGCGUCCGUGGUGGAUCAUCUGUGUCAAAUCUCGAUCCUACCCCGGAAGGGGUGCUUUUUCACGGAAACCUCGACAUUGAGACACUCGGCGGUGCUGGGUUUGCUUCACAGCGCACGAUCGGAGACGAACAAGUAUGGGACCUGACCGGACACGAUGGUGUUGAGCUACACGUUGGUCCAUCGGAUAGGAAACGUUACACUUUCUCCCUGACAGACGAAAUACCACAGCAGAGGCCAGACGGCCGUGAACAAAGUGCUCUUGUCUGGGAAUAUGAUUUCUGCGAGAGUGAAACAGGGCGUGAAGUGCGUAUCUCAUGGAAAGAUCUGAAACCGACGUAUCGAGGCAAGCCGGUAGAAGAUGCUAGGCCGUUGGACUUGUCGUGUAUAAAAAGGUUCCGGAUCAUGAUUCGAAGUUUCUUUGGGGCACAACAAGGUGACUUUAGCCUGAAAAUUCAGUCGAUCGGUCUGUUCCGCCAGAGCUACCUUGAUGAUCCUAGUGUCCCGAAAGAUUCCAUGGGCCACGGUGACGACAAGACGGGACCGGAGGAAACUGAAGAGAAGAAAAGCUGGUUUCGAAGUUGUUGCCCAUUGUUUUAA